AGGCACAAGCCCGGCCUCCGCACAACCUGUUUCCGGCGUGGUAACGCGGCGGUGGUUGGCUGGCUAGGCAGACAACAUGGCGGCGUCCGUGCUAGGCUCGCUGCUGCGGACCUUCCGGCAGGCAGUUCCUCAGUCAGCAUCAGGCCAAGUUCGAGGUUACUAUGUAGACUGGAGAAUGUUGCGUGACGUGAAGAGAAGAAAAAUGGCUUAUGAGUAUGCAGAUGAGAGACUUCGGAUCAAUUCACUCAGAAAGAAUACCAUUUUGCCAAAAGACCUUCAGGAAAUGGCUGGUGAUGAAAUUGCUGCCCUUCCACGGGAUAGUUGUCCUGUUAGAAUCAGAAAUCGGUGUGUUAUGACAUCUCGCCCACGUGGUGUUAAGCGUCGCUGGAGACUUAGUCGCAUUGUUUUCCGCCACUUAGCUGACCACGGCCUACUUUCUGGAGUCCAGCGAGCAAUAUGGUAAAACAGUUUCAGAACCUGCCCAGAAGCCAACCCUGACAAGAGACUUAAGACCAAACCCUAGAUCUUUUAAGGGUCUAGUAUAUUUAGUCUACUUGACCCUGAGUUAAAUUACUUUUAGAUUUUAAAUAAAUGUGGCUGUCAUUGAAUUGUCUUUUAACUUUAAAGCAUAUUACUCCCACACAUGGUAUAAGAGUGAAAUAAAAAUAUUUUCUGUGAAA
Arvicanthis niloticus (Nile rat) is the source of this 680-nucleotide messenger RNA. It is a transcript of the gene Mrps14, whose product is annotated as mitochondrial ribosomal protein S14. Gene Ontology annotation, molecular function: structural constituent of ribosome. The record is from RefSeq and is a predicted model, not a curated record. Gene Ontology annotation, biological process: translation. Lineage: Eukaryota; Metazoa; Chordata; Mammalia; Rodentia; Muridae. Gene Ontology annotation, cellular component: ribosome; mitochondrial small ribosomal subunit.